UUUGAAACUCGUCAACGUUACAAGUUUACAACACCUACCUUUUGCCAAAUCCUUCGGAAACCUCUCUAAACUCUGUUUCAAUACCUGAGCAUCGCAGCAAAGGGAUUCCUGACUUGUUAGUUCCGUAAAUCUAGGAAUGGAACCGUCCAAACCAACGGUGAGGUUUACACUGGGAAAGCAGUCGUCGCUGGCCCCGGACCGGCACACGGACGACGAGGGGUCAGUUACCGAGAACGACGAAGUUGCGGAGGGCAUAGACCCGGGGGUCCGGUUGAUGUACCUGGCCAAUGGAGGCGAUCUGGAAGGGAUCCGUGAGCUCCUCGACUCCGGCGUUGACGUCAAUUUCAAGGACAUCGACGAUCGGAGGGCUCUCCAUGUCUCGGCCUGCCAGGGCUUCACCGACGUCGCCGCGCUCUUGCUCGACCGUGGCGCAGAGAUUGACCCAAAAGACCGCUGGGGGAGCACGCCUCUUGCUGAUGCUAUAUAUUACAAGAACCACGACGUGAUAAAGCUUUUGGAGAAAUGUGGUGCGAAGCCUCUGAUGGCCCCAAUGCACGUUAGACAUGCCCGUGAAGUCCCGGAGUACGAAAUCAAUACUAAUGAGCUUGAUUUUACGAACAGUGUGGAAAUAACUAAGGGAACCUUCCAUAUAGCAUCGUGGCGUGGGAUACAAGUCGCUGUAAAAAAGCUUGGGGAGGAAGUUAUUACUGACGAGGAUAAAGUAAGGGCAUUCAGGGAUGAGCUUGCAUUACUUCAAAAGAUUCGGCAUCCAAAUGUAGUCCAAUUCCUGGGUGCUGUGACUCAAACUAGUCCAAUGAUGAUUGUGACAGAAUAUCUGCCCAAGGGAGAUCUUUGUGCAUUCCUAAGAAAAAAAGGUGCUCUAAAGCCCUCAACAGCUGUGAGAUUUGCACUUGAUAUCGCAAGGGGAAUGAAUUAUUUGCAUGAGAAUAAGCCAGAACCAAUAAUUCACCGUGAUCUUGAGCCUUCAAAUAUAUUGCGGGAUGAUUCUGGGCACCUGAAAGUUGCGGACUUUGGAGUUAGCAAGUUGCAGACAGUGAAAGAAGAUAAGCCUCUUACUUGUCAAGAAACUUCUUGCCGAUAUGUGGCUCCAGAAGUUUUCAUAGCUGAAGAAUAUGAUACUAAAGUUGAUGUGUUCUCAUUCGCUUUAAUUCUACAAGAGAUGAUUGAAGGCUGCCCACCAUUUUCGGCAAAGCUAGAAAAUGAUGUUCCCAAAGUAUAUGCUGCAAAAGAGCGCCCACCUUUUAGAGCUUCAGCAAAGCUCUACGCACAUGGACUUAAAGAGUUGAUUGAGGAUUGCUGGAGUGAGAAGCCAGCUAAAAGACCAACAUUUCGGCAAAUAAUAAGAAGGCUGGAGUCCAUUCACAAUAGUCUUGGACAUAGAAGCCGUUGGAAGGUCUCUCUCUCUCUGUGUUAGACCGUUGAGAUGCUUUCAGAACCUGGAAGCCAUGUUGAAGAGAGAGAAUUCUCUAAACAGUCGUUCGUCUCGUUCUAAUGCCAGCAGCCAAUGAUUGGACAGAUUUGUGUUCUCUUCAUGUAUCUUAAUUUGUGCAGAAACUCUUUUCCAGUUUUUAGGCAGGAGCAUCUUUUUCUAAUCUGUGUAAUCCCACUUAAUUCAAAUCGAAUCUGAAGUUGACUAUCUCUCCCAUUGAACUUGUGGGCUGAGAAUGUAUUGAUUCAACAAUAUAAAGGCUGUUCAUUUACACUAUACAUGUUAUCAUAAAUGUUUUUCAUUUC
This is a messenger RNA of Juglans regia (Persian walnut), 1755 nucleotides long. Its product is annotated as integrin-linked protein kinase 1-like. The transcript is spliced from 12 exons. The coding region runs from base 137 to 1435 and encodes 432 amino acids. NCBI's taxonomy places the organism in Eukaryota, Viridiplantae, Streptophyta, Magnoliopsida, Fagales, Juglandaceae. The record is from RefSeq and is a predicted model, not a curated record. Gene Ontology annotation, biological process: protein phosphorylation. Gene Ontology annotation, molecular function: ATP binding; protein binding; protein kinase activity.